This is a messenger RNA of Juglans microcarpa x Juglans regia, 3099 nucleotides long. RefSeq names its product potassium channel AKT1-like. Gene Ontology annotation, cellular component: membrane. The record is from RefSeq and is a predicted model, not a curated record. Gene Ontology annotation, biological process: transmembrane transport; potassium ion transport. Gene Ontology annotation, molecular function: protein binding; voltage-gated potassium channel activity. NCBI's taxonomy places the organism in Eukaryota, Viridiplantae, Streptophyta, Magnoliopsida, Fagales, Juglandaceae.
AGGGACAUUCGUCCUAACUGUAAAACGGAAGGGACGCAAACGAAACGAUGGUUUGAAACAGUUGAAAGAAAACAGAGAGAGAGAGAGAGAGAGAGAGAGAGAGAGAGAGAACCUGGCCUCGGUGCUGGGUCUGGUGUAAGUAAUGGCUGCAUGAUUUAGAAAUAGAGAGAUAGAGAUCGGGGAACUAAAACUGGGCAAUGUCGACGCCGAAGCCGAGAAAGAAGCUGGGAGGGGUGUUGAGAAGUUCGAUGUGCGGGCGAGAAGGAGGAGGAGCAGAGGAUCAGCAGCCCCCGAGGGACGAUGGCAGCCAUUACAGCCUCACCGCCGGCCUUCUUCCUCCUCUCGGGGCCACCGCUUUCAAGACUCGCCACGUCAAGCUCCGACCCUUCAUUGUCUCCCCAUUUGAUCCCCGCUACAGACUCUGGGAGACAUUUCUGGUGUUUCUAGUCUUCUACACGGCAUGGGUAUCUCCGUUUGAAUUUGGGUUCCUUGAGAAACCAAGGGGACCUCUUGCUGUAAUCGAUAAUGUUGUCAACAGUUUUUUCGCCGUUGACAUUGUAUUGACUUUCUUUGUGGCAUACCUGGAUAAGGCUUCUUAUCUCUUCAUUGACAACCGGAAGCUGAUUGCUUGGAGGUACACCAGGACUUGGUUGUUAUUCGAUGUCAUCUCUACAAUCCCUUCUGAAGCUGCUAGGAGUAUAUUGCCCCCGGCCCUACAAACAUACGGGUACUUCAAUUUGCUCCGCCUCUGGCGUCUCCGAAGGGUUAGUAAAAUGUUUGCCAGAUUGGAAAAAGACAGGAAAUUCAGCUACUUUUGGGUUCGAUGUGCAAAGCUUAUAUGUGUUACUCUCUUUGCAGUUCAUUGUGCAGCCUGCUGCUUCUAUCUUAUUGCUGCUCGAAAUACUGACCCAAGUAGGACAUGGAUCUCACUUAUCUUGGAAAACUUUCAUGAUCAGCGUUUGUUUGUCCGAUAUGUGACCUCGGUUUAUUGGUCCAUUACCACGCUUACAACCACUGGCUAUGGUGACUUGCAUGCUACGAAUACCAAGGAAAUGAUAUUUGAUAUCUUCUACAUGCUUUUUGAUCUUGGUCUAACAUCCUAUAUUAUUGGAAAUAUGACAAAUCUGGUUGUCCAUGGGACAAGUCGAACAAGGAGAUUUAGAGACACCAUUCAAGCAGCCACGAGCUUUGCACAAAGGAAUGACCUACCUGUUCGCUUGCAAGAGCAGAUGCUUGAUAAUUUAUGUUUGAAGUUCAGAACUGAUUCAGAAGGGCUGCAGCAGCAAGAGAUUCUUGAUUCCCUUCCUAAAGCCAUUCGUUCUAGUAUCUCACAUUUUCUCUUCUAUUCACUUGUUGAUAACGUGUACUUGUUCCGUGGGGUAUCGCAUGACUUGCUUUUCCAACUGGUCUCGGAGAUGAAGGCUGAAUAUUUUCCUCCCAAAGAAGAUGUGAUUUUGCAGAAUGAAGCACCCACAGACUUGUACAUACUGGUUACUGGUACUGCGGAACUCAUUGUGGAGGGGAACGGAACAGAAAAGACUGUUGGCGAGGCUGUGACGGGAGAUGUUAUUGGUGAGAUAGGCAUGCUCUGUUACAGGCCCCAGCUGUUUACAGUUCGGACCAAACGAUUGAGUCAGCUGCUGCGUUUGAACCGUACCGCUUUUUUAAAUAUAGUUCAGGCAAAUGUUGGAGAUGGGACAAUAAUCAUGAACAAUCUUCUUCAGCAUUUGAAAGAUUUGAGGGAUCCACUGAUGGAAGGAGUUCUAAUAGAUACAGAGCAUAUGCUAGCCCAGGGCAGGAUGGGUUUGCCUCUUAGUUUAUGCUUUGCAGCAGCCAGAGGUGAUGAUCUACUGCUGCUUCAGUUGCUGAGGCGUGGUUCAGAUCCAAAUGAAACAGACAAUGGAGGACGGACUGCACUGCACACUGCAGCAGCUAAUGGAAGUGAGCAUUGUGUAGUUCUACUUCUAGAGUAUGGAGCAGAUCCUAACAUCAAAGAUUCAGAUGGCAGCAUUCCCUUAUGGGAAGCAAUAUCGGGGAGGCACAAAUCUGUGACUAAACUUCUCAUAGACAAUGGAGCAGAGAUAUCUUCUGGUGAUGUGGGUAAUUAUGCAUGCGCUGCUGUUGAGCGUAACAACUUGGAAUUGCUCAAGGACAUUGUCCAAUAUGGUGGGAUCGUGACACUGCCCAAUAGCAAUGCUACAGCUCUUCAUGCAGCAGUAUGUGAAGGAAGUACUGAGAUAGUUAAGUUUCUGUUGGACCAAGGAGCCGACAUUGAUAAACCAGAUAUAAGUGGAUGGACCCCUAGGGCUUUGGCGGAUCAUCAGGGCCAUGAAGAUAUUAAGGAAUUGUUUCAGAGCAAGAAAGAAGAGAUCAAGAAACCACCAGCUAUCCCACCAGUUCGAAAGAAACCAGGUAUGUCAUUCCUUGGGAAGUACCAGAGUGAGCCCACAAUGCUUCCAUACGUCCAUGAAAGCCUUCCAGCUACCCGGGAGGAGACAUGGUCAGAUAGUCGUCCAAGGCGAAGGGCUAACAAUUUUUGCAAUUCACUUUUUGGGGUCAUGUCUGCUGCUAAUUCUGGAGCUGCUAAUGCUGGUGGAGGAGAACUUCUUACAUCUGCUGCAAGUUUUGGCAGUAUGCGGAGUAUGAACAACUUCCCAGCUAGAGUGACUCUUAGUUGUCCAGAGAAAGAUGAAGUUGCUAGAAAGCUUGUGCUCCUGCCUCAUUCCCUUCAAGAACUACUUGAUAUUGGUGCCAAAAGAUUUGGGACCUCUCCAACCAAAGUUUUAACUAAAGAAGGAGCUGAAAUAGAAGAUAUAGAGCUUAUUAGAGAUGGUGAUUAUCUUGUUCUAGUUAGCGAUACAGGAAGUGAAAAAUGCCACACGACUGAUCAAGAGUUGGGGUCAACCUCCGAGAGUCGUUAGGGCAGUUAUACUUCUUACAAUUGGUGAUACAAUACUCCACGAGCAUUUUGAGCCAAGGGAGUGGGACAGACGUACAUUGAAUUAUAACUUCUGAUAUUUCUUUCUUUCUUUCUUCUGAUAUUUCUUUUCGCCUUUUUACUUGCAGAUUUUGUAACUUAUUUCUUUGAACACCCUUAUA